GUUGCAAUGUUAAACUGGACAUAUUUUACGGGACAGAUGCUUUAAUACGCCACUUUUGUGUAAAGAAUAAAUCUUUAAGAUCUCCACAAGAACCUGAAGAUAAUGAUGUGAACAGAAUGACACAACAAUCUAUAGUCACUGAAAAUGCAAAUACAAGCUUCCAUCAUGAUGAUAUAAAUAGACAAGCCCAUCAUGAUAAUUUAAAUAAAGCUCUUGGAAAUCAAGAAAAUCAACAAAGUAACACAUCGCGAUAUUGUACGAAUAUAACGGCAGCUCGAGAAGGAUCAGACGAUUGGAUAUGGAAACAUUUUUUCAAAUUAGACAAUUUUUCUGUACGGUGCAAUAAUUAUCGCUUAAAAUGGGAAAACGACAAUAACUUGAAAUGGCAAUAUGUUGACAAAGUAGACUUAUACAAAGGAAAAUGUAAAUUUUGUAAGUAUAUUUGUCAUGGAGCAUAUAUGUAUAGAGUAAACUCGCAUCUGCGAAAAGAGCAUAGUCAAGAAAUAAGAGCUAUUGUACAAAAAAAAAUUGCAAAUAAGUCGCUAUCGCAAUAUUUUGAAGUCGAUGAGGAAAAAUUUAUUGCAUGGUGCAAAUGUUGCAAUGUUAAACUGGACAUAUUUUACGGGACAGAUGCUUUAAUACGCCACUUUUGUGUAAAGAAUAAAUCUUUAAGAUCUCCACAAGAACCUGAAGAUAAUGAUGUGAACAGAAUGACACAACAAUCUAUAGUCACUGAAAAUGCAAAUACAAACUUUCAUCAUGAUGAUAUAAAUAGACAAGCUCCUCAAAAUCAAGAUCAACAAAGCGAUUACACUACUAGCGUAUUUUAUAGCAACACAGGAAUAAAUGACUUAAGAUUUCACUGUCAACAUCAUAUAAAUGAAAAUUCAAGGUAUGAAAAAGGAGCUGCAGACAAUAACGAGUAUAGAAUGAUGCAACAAGAAGCAGCAGAAAAUAUGGCUACGCGUUAUCAUCAUGAAAGUAUAUAUUGGCAUGAUUUUAAAAAUCAAGAAGGUCAACAAAGGUAA
Acromyrmex echinatior (Panamanian leafcutter ant) is the source of this 1028-nucleotide messenger RNA. RefSeq lists its product as uncharacterized. The record is from RefSeq and is a predicted model, not a curated record. NCBI's taxonomy places the organism in Eukaryota, Metazoa, Arthropoda, Insecta, Hymenoptera, Formicidae. Gene Ontology annotation, molecular function: DNA binding.